AUGCAGUGCUCCAACUUUGGAAGCUGGUUUGUAGCGCUCCUGUCGGCCUCCAUGGCCGCUGGCGCUGCUCUCCCUGCCAAGACCAAGAUCGGUGUUGUCGAGUUCAAGCAGACUCGCAGCGAAAAGUUUGUCGGCCGCAACGGACCUCUGGCUCUCGCCCGCGCCUACAACAAGUACCACAUCCCCAUCCCGGACUCGCUCAAGAAGGCCGCCGAGUCCACCAGCAACGCACACGCCAAGCGCGCCAUCGGCACCGCCAUUGCCAACUCUGACCAGGGCGACCUCGAGUACCUCGUCCAGGUCUCCAUCGGCACGCCCGCCCAGAACCUCAACCUCGACUUUGACACGGGCAGCGCCGACCUCUGGGUCUUUUCCACCGAGACGCCCAACCCGGGCAGCCACAACCUCUACAACCCGGGCCAGAGCUCGACCUCGCAGCAGCAGUCGGGCGAGUCGUGGUCAAUCCAGUACGCCGACGGCUCCGGCAGCUCGGGCGACGUCUACACCGACAGCGUGACGGUCGGCGGCCUGACGGUGCAGAACCAGGUCGUCGAGUCGGCCACGCAGGUGUCGUCGCAGUUUGCCAGCGGCGACAACGACGGCCUCCUCGGCCUCUCCUUUGACUCGCUCAACACGGUGAGCCCCAACCGCGCCGAGACGUGGUUCGACAAUGUCCAGCCCCAGCUCGACAGCCCGCUCUUCGUCGCGGAUCUGCGCCACGACACGGCCGGCAGCUACGUCUUUGGCGGCAUCCCCAGCGGCGCGCAGAACAUCCUCUACACGUCCGUCGACAGCAGCCAGGGCUUCUGGGGCUUCAGCACCAGCGUCGGCGGCAGCUCCGUCAGCGGCAUCGCCGACACGGGCACCACCCUGCUGCUGCUCGACGACUCCAUCGUCAGCAGCUACUACCAGCAGGUAUCGGGCGCCGUCAACGACUCCCAGCAGGGCGGCUGGGUCUUUGACUGCAGCGCGCAGCUGCCGAGCCUCUCGUUCAGCGUCGGCGACGGACAGAUUACCAUUGACGGCAGCCUCUUGAACUACGCGACCCAGGGCAGCCAGUGCUUCGGUGGCCUCCAGUCCAACGGCGGCAACGGCCUGUCCAUCUUUGGUGAUGUUGCCCUCAAGGCUGCCUAUGUUGUGUUUGAUGCUGGUAACAACCAGCUCGGCUGGGCCCAAAAGUAA
Molecule: messenger RNA, 1182 nt
Organism: Akanthomyces muscarius
Lineage: Eukaryota; Fungi; Ascomycota; Sordariomycetes; Hypocreales; Cordycipitaceae
Exons: 1
Coding region: 1-1182 (393 amino acids)
Biological process (GO): proteolysis
Molecular function (GO): aspartic-type endopeptidase activity
Source: RefSeq, a predicted model, not a curated record